GUUCUCUUCGGGAGAAGAGGAAGAGAGGGAGAUGGGAGACGAGAGGGUGAAGAACCAGGCGCUGGAGAUCCUUGGCCUCUUCCAGGCUAUCCCUCGCUUGGUCGUCUUUGAUCUGGAUUACACCCUCUGGCCUUUCUACUGUGAAUGCCGAUCCAAAAGAGAAACACCAUCUCCAUAUCCUCAUGCUAAGGGAAUCUUAUAUGCUCUCAAGGAGAAAGGAGUUGAUGUAGCAAUUGCGUCGCGUUCUCCAACUCCUGACAUUGCAAAAGCUUUUCUUGAUAAAUUGGAAAUCAAAUCGUUAUUUGUGGCUCAGGAAAUAUUCUCCAGCUGGUCUCAUAAGACUGAGCACUUUCAAAGAAUCUUUCGGAGGACGGGUGUACCUUUCAAGUCGAUGCUCUUCUUUGAUGAUGAAUACAGGAACAUUGAAGCGGUAUCUAAUAUGGGAGUAACAAGCAUUUUGGUGGAUAAUGGUGUGAACCUCGAAAAAUUUAGAUUGGGGCUUAAGAAUUUCGAGAAAAAUUCUUCCGAUCAAAAGUGAAAUCAGAAAGAUGGUUUAUUCACAGCUGCUACCUUUGUUUCUUUCAUUCUGAAAUCAUUGGGAUAGAUGGGAAUGUGUCCCACCUAAUCAUUGAAAGUUUCCUUCACAGAUUAAUACUUCUUCAUAUUCAAAGCACCGUCACUGUGACUUUUGCCUUCAUACUGCUUCUGUCUGUGUUUUGCUUUGCUAAAUGGUAACAUAGUAAUGUUGCGGUAUAUUUGUUGACAUACCCUUUUCUGUUAAGCUGUCUUCUAUGAACUGCUCUAGGAAUGUAAAAUUUUUAAUAGAUGAUCUACUUGAAGUUUUUUAGACA
Messenger RNA from Dioscorea cayenensis subsp. rotundata (Guinea yam), 851 nucleotides. Its product is annotated as magnesium-dependent phosphatase 1. The coding region runs from base 32 to 538 and encodes 168 amino acids. The record is from RefSeq and is a predicted model, not a curated record. Gene Ontology annotation, molecular function: acid phosphatase activity. The transcript is spliced from 4 exons. NCBI's taxonomy places the organism in Eukaryota, Viridiplantae, Streptophyta, Magnoliopsida, Dioscoreales, Dioscoreaceae.